This is a messenger RNA of Prosopis cineraria, 1063 nucleotides long. RefSeq names its product probable glutathione S-transferase. The record is from RefSeq and is a predicted model, not a curated record. Bases 185 to 856 code for a protein of 223 amino acids. Gene Ontology annotation, biological process: glutathione metabolic process. Gene Ontology annotation, cellular component: cytoplasm. Gene Ontology annotation, molecular function: glutathione transferase activity. Lineage: Eukaryota; Viridiplantae; Streptophyta; Magnoliopsida; Fabales; Fabaceae. The transcript is spliced from 2 exons.
ACAUAUUGACCUCAUAUCACAAUUCACAUCGCAAUCCAUCAGCGAUCAUGUAUAUCUCCAUGUUCGGUGUACCAGGACAGAGGGGACGGCCUCAUUUUCUUCUUCUUCGUACAUAGAUAUACCUCUGUAAGACUGUAACACAGUUUGAAUCAGACCAGUGUGAUUGAUCUUUGAGGUUGAAACAAUGGCAAGCCAUCAUCACGAGGUUGUGCUUCUGGACGCAACGCUGAGUGCGUUUUCGAUGAGGGCUAGGAUAGCUCUAGCUGAGAAAGGCAUAGAGUAUGAGAAAAAAGAACAAGAUUUGGUUAAUAAGAGUCCUGAGCUUCUGCAGAUGAACCCUAUUCACAAGAAGGUUCCAGUUUUGGUUCAUAAUGGGAAGCCUGUUUGUGAGUCUCUGAUAAUUGUUCAGUACAUUGAUGAGGUCUGGAAGGACAAGGGGAAUCCAUUGUUGCCUUCUGAUCCUUAUACCAGAUCUCAGGCUAGGUUCUGGGCUGAUUUUGCUGAUAAGAAGGUGGUUGACGUGGUGACUAAGGUAUGGACAAAGAAAGGGGAAGAGUUUGAGAUAGCAAAGAAGGACUUCAUAUCAACCUUCAAGCAACUAGAAGAAGAGCUUGGAGACAAGCCUUAUUUUGGAGGUGAAAACUUUGGGUAUGUUGAUCUUUCUCUCAUCCCUUUCUACUGCUGGUUUUAUGCCUAUGAAACUGUUGGCAGCUUCAAAACAGAGGAUCAUUGCCCUAAGUUCAUUGAAUGGGCAACAAGGUGCAUGCAAAGAGAGACUGUGGCUAAGUCUCUUCCUGAUCCCAAGCAAGUCUAUGAAUUUGUUCUGAUCGUAAGGAAGAAGCUUGGUGUAGACUAAAUAAAUGAGGCAGAGAAGGGUUUGUUGUUCUGUGAAAGGAUUUUCCAUGUUGGGUUUGAACUAGUGACCUUGAGUUGGUCAGUGGUUGUGCUAAACUAUUUAAAAACUAGCACAUUGGACACUUGGGGGUGUCUUUGGAAAGUGCUGUAUAUAUUUCACUGUCAUUUCACUAACAAUUAAUGAAGCUUAAGGAUGGUAAAUCUAUUA